Capsaspora owczarzaki ATCC 30864 is the source of this 1053-nucleotide messenger RNA. RefSeq names its product 40S ribosomal protein SA. Gene Ontology annotation, cellular component: ribosome; cytosolic small ribosomal subunit; 90S preribosome. Gene Ontology annotation, biological process: cytoplasmic translation; ribosomal small subunit assembly. The transcript has 2 exons. Gene Ontology annotation, molecular function: structural constituent of ribosome. NCBI's taxonomy places the organism in Eukaryota, Filasterea, Ministeriida, Capsasporidae. Bases 109 to 927 code for a protein of 272 amino acids. The record is from RefSeq and is a predicted model, not a curated record.
UUCGGACGGGCUCGCUCUCUCCUUUUCUGCUGCACCUCCAACGGCUGUUGCUGUUUCCUUUCGUCCAACCGUAACCCACACCCAGGACCCAAGCCAACUCUCUCAAUCAUGUCCGGAGGCCACGCUAUUCUCGCUCCCACUGAGGACGACAUCCAGAAGCUCCUUGCCGCCAACGUCCACCUUGGCGCCAAGAACGUCGAGCAGCAGAUGCUCUCGUACGUCUACAAGCGCCGCAUUGACGGCAUCCACCUGAUCAACCUCCACAAGACCUGGGAGAAGAUCGUCCUCGCCGCCCGCAUCAUCGUCGCCGUCGAGAACCCCGCUGACGUUGCCGUCAUCUCUGCCCGCACCUACGGCCAGCGCGCCAUCCUCAAGUUCGCCGCCCACACUGGCGCCCAGUCCAUUGCCGGCCGCUUCACCCCCGGUACCUUCACCAACCAGAUCCAGGCUGCCUUCAAGGAGCCCCGCGUUCUGAUCGUCACCGACCCCCGUGCCGACCACCAGGCCAUCCGUGAGGCUGCCUACGUCAACAUCCCGAUCAUUGCCUUCUGCGACACCGACUCCCCCCUCCGCUACGUCGACGUUGCCAUCCCCUGCAACAACAAGGCUGCCCAGCCCACCGGCCUCAUCUGGUGGCUCCUUGCCCGUGAGGUCCUCCGCCUCCGCGGCACCCUCUCCCGCACCCAGGCCUGGAACGUCAUGCCCGAUCUCUACUUCUACCGUGACCCCGAAGAAGCCGAGAAGCAAGAGCAGGAGGCUCGUGAGGCUAAGGCCCGCGCGCUGAACGCCUCGGCCACCGCCGCUGACGAGUCUGCCCCCGAGGCUGCCUCCGGCGAGUGGACUGGUGAGGCUGGCGCCACCGGCGAGUGGUCUGCUGACAGCAACUGGUCUGCCGCUGGCAGCGACAACUGGGGUGCCAACCAGUAAAAGCGCACUGCUCGGCUCCUGUUCUCGUUUGUCGAUGUUUGACCCUGUGUAACGAACCCCGCUCCUCGUUUUGUUUGUUAAACUUGUGAAAAGCACAUGGUGAGCAAUGAAUUUCGAUUUUUAUCA